Molecule: messenger RNA, 5991 nt
Organism: Fulvia fulva
Lineage: Eukaryota; Fungi; Ascomycota; Dothideomycetes; Mycosphaerellales; Mycosphaerellaceae
Exons: 1
Coding region: 1-5991 (1996 amino acids)
Biological process (GO): regulation of ARF protein signal transduction
Molecular function (GO): guanyl-nucleotide exchange factor activity
Source: RefSeq, a predicted model, not a curated record
AUGUCCGAGGAGCCUGAGACCCUGGACUCGCAGGCACAUGCACAUGUUGAUGAUGGAAGAACAUCUGCAGAACAGGACGCGCACGAUAUGGAUGGGCACGAAAGCGUCCCUACGAAUGAGGUCGUAAAGCACAAUGCGGAUGAAGAUGUGGUCGCCACUGCACAUAGUCAAGAGCAGCCGCAAGCAAUAGGGGAGGAGGAACUGGAACACGCUGAGCCUGCCGACAACGAGCACCUGCCACGACAGCAUGCCGCAACUCCCCCGAAUGAGCCGAGUGUUGCGACACCGACCGACGCAGCAGAUACACCUGCCCCGAGAGAAUCCGCGCCGAGUACACCCUCCUCGCAACGAAUACCGGACAUCCGUCACCGAACAGACUCGCAAUCAACAACAGCGACCAAUGCCACCCGGACAUCCGCGCGAUCGACCAGAAGCAGCAUGGUCUUCGUCGUUGCGGCGCUGGAGAGCAUCGCAGCUUCGAAAGAUGCGAAGAAACGAAAGGCGUUGGCCGAGUCCACGCAGCGAGCACUGCAGGCCAUACGCAGUGCCCAGGGCGAUGCUGCGCAGAUCAGUCCUGAGAUCAUGUUUGAGCCACUGAACUUGGCGACAGAGGCGGCGACAGGAUCGGUGGUGGUCACAGCACUCGAUUGCAUUGGCAAGCUGAUCAGCUACUCCUACUUCUCUGCGCCCGCCGCAACUGGAGGCGAAGUGCCUGAGCAGCAGAAGACACCAUUGAUCGAACGCGCCAUCGAUGCCAUAUGCGACUGUUUUCAGGGCGAGGCCACUCCUUCCGAAGUACAGAUGCAGAUUAUUAAGAGCUUGCUGGCAGCGAUAUUGAACGACAAGAUUGUGGUACACGGCGCUGGACUGCUGAAGAGUGUACGACAGACCUACAACAUCUUCCUCCUGAGCAAAAGUAGCGCGAAUCAGCAGAUCGCACAAGGCACAUUGAUGCAGAUGGUUGGCACCGUCUUCGAAAGAGUGAAGACGAGAUUGUUAUACAAAGCAUCGCGGGUGGGUGCAUCGAACGAUCGUCUGGCCAAUGGUGCUACAGGGCUACAUUCGGAUACCUCGUCGAUGGCGCACGGCGAUGAUACGGCGUCUGCGACGGAAGUUGGGACACCUCUUGAGGAGAAAGAUCAACCACAGUUGACGUUGCAAACGUUUGAGACGCGGAAGUCCUUCGAUGACGCUCGGAUAGGUGAUAAUGCGCCCACCACGGUAUCCCGGGCGAAGAAACAUAGCAAGCGGCCAUCUCGAUCUGGUUCAGGGAACGAGAUACCUUCAAUCACCGUUCAAAGCGAAGGCGAUGAUGCUGUCUCCGAAGAUGACGAGGAAGACGAGAUCUACAUCAAAGACGCAUACUUGAUCUUCCGUGCGAUGUGCAAGCUUUCCACGAAGGCACUGCGCGUGGAGGAUGCCGUGGACAUCAAGUCGCAAGGGAUGCGCUCAAAGCUGCUGAGCUUGCACAUUAUCCACACUGUGCUGUUCAAUCACUCCAUCGUUUUCACAUCGCCACAUGCAACUAUACGAGCAUCGUCGAACAGUGAUCCAAGCGGCUUCACGCAGGCCAGCAAGCAGUACCUAUGCUUGAGCCUAAGUCGUAACGGUGCCAGCAACAUUACCAAAGUCUUCGAAGUCGCAGCAGAGAUAUUCUGGCUGAUGAUCAAGCAUCUCAGAUCGCAGCUGAAGCCAGAGUUGCAGGUGUUCCUCAAGGAAGUGUAUCUAUCCAUUCUGGAGAAGCGUGCGGCACCUUGGUGGCAGAAGAGCUACAUCAUCCAACACAUCUUCGGCCGUGUUGGCUCCGAUGCAAAGGCGCUGGUGGAGAUCUACUUGAACUACGAUUGCGACCGCCAAGCGCUAGACAACAUCUAUCAGCGCAUAAUCGAGCACGUCAGUCGGAUAGCGAGCCAACCGAUUAACGUCAAUGGCUUACAACAGCAAGCAUACCAAGACAGCAUGGCAAAACAGAACAGUGCUUUGACCGACUGGCGAGAUCGGGGAACCAUGCCACCGAGCUUGGCGACUGCUUCCAUGACUGCGCCGAACGACACAGAGCAAGUCUACCCGCCGGAGUAUGCUUUGAAGAUGCAAGGUCUGGAAUGCUUGGUGGAAACAUUGAGAAGCAUGGUGAAUUGGGGACAACAGACCUCAGCAGAGACACCGACAAACGCCUCCGAGGUCGAAGGACGCAAUUCCACUGACGAUCUCCGGGGCAGCCUCGAUACACGGGCUGAAGCUGGUGCAAGUGGUGCCUCUAUUGAUGGAAUGCCGCCUGGUACGCCAGGUCUAUCUGAUACACCUGUGGCGGAAGAUGACCCGGCGGAGUUGGAGAAAGUGAAGCAAAGGAAAACGGCCCUUAACAAUGCCAUUCGAGCCUUCAACUUCAAGCCGAAGCGUGGUAUCAAGAUGCUGAUAUCUGACGGCUUCAUCCCCUCCUCCGAUCCCACAGACAUUGCACACUUCUUCCUCGGCAACGAGCGAGUGAACAAGAAGUCGCUUGGUGAGUUCCUGGGAGAGGGCAAUGAGGAGAACAUCAAGAUCAUGCAUGCAUUCGUCGAUCAGAUGGACUUUGCUCGCACGCGUUUCGUGGAUGCUCUUCGUCGAUUCUUGCAAUCGUUCCGACUGCCCGGAGAGGCACAGAAGAUCGAUCGUCUGAUGCUCAAGUUCGCCGAGCGUUACACGACGGGCAAUCCGAAUGCCUUUGCGAAUGCCGACACAGCCUACGUGCUUGCAUACAGUGUCAUCAUGCUGAACACAGACCAGCAUUCCGCGCAGGUCAAGAAGCGCAUGACGCCCGAAGACUUCAUCAAGAACAACCGUGGCAUCAACGAUAAUGCCAACUUGCCUGACGAAUACCUGCAGGGCAUAUUCGAAGAGAUUGCGCAGAACGAGAUUGUGCUCGACACAGAGCGGGAGAACGCCGCAAAUCUUGGCAUACUUCCUCAGCAAGGGACCGGGUUGGUGAACGCUUUGGCGAAUGUCGGACGUGAUUUCCAGCGAGAAGCCUCGAUCCAGGCCAGCCAGGAGAUGAGCAACCGCACUGAGCAAAUGUUCAAGACGCUUCUCCGAGGACAGAAACGAGCUGGCGCGGCGGGCAAGGGCAGAUUCCUCAUUGCGAGCUCUUCUAAGCACGUAGGACCUAUGUUCGACGUUGCAUGGAUGAGCUACCUCACAGCAUUAUCGGGCUCAGCACAGGAGUCCCAGAAUCAGGAGACUAUCAGGCUUUGUAUGGAAGGACAAAAGCUGGCAAUACGGCUGUCGUGCAUGUUCGACCUGGGAGAUCCCCGACAGGCAUUUGUGUCCAGUCUGUCCAGAAGCACGAACCUGUACAACCUGUCUGAGAUGCAAGCCAAGAAUGUCGAAGGACUUCGAGCCCUGAUCGAGAUCGCUUACACAGAGGGCAACCAUCUCAAAGAGAGCUGGCGAGAUAUUCUCACCUGCAUUUCUCAGCUUGACCGAUUCCAGCUCAUCUCAAGCGGUGUCGAAGAAGGGGUUGUACCAGAUAUGCUUCGAGCACAAAGCACGCCGCAAAGUCCUUCCACUAAUGGUGGUAAUCGAAAGGGUAUGGCGCUUAACAGACGGCCGACCGCGCGACAAGCAACCAGCGGCACAUAUCACAGUGAGAUUGCGGUGGAGUCACGCAGCGCCGACAUGAUCAGAGGUGUCGACCGCAUCUUCACAAACACCGCGAAUCUUUCAGGUGAAGCUAUCGUUGAUUUCGUCAAAGCGCUCACGCAAGUCAGCUGGCAAGAGAUCCAGUCCUCUGGACUAUCUGAAUCGCCCCGGACUUACAGCUUGCAGAAGCUCGUCGAAAUCUCUGGAUACAACAUGCUUCGUGUCAGGUUCGAGUGGACGAACAUAUGGCAGAUUCUUGGUCAACACUUUAUCGACGUUGGCUGUCAUAACAAUACCCAUGUCGUGUACUUUGCGCUUAACAGCUUACGACAGUUGAGUAUGCGUUUCAUGGAGAUCGAGGAGCUGCCCGGGUUUAAGUUUCAGAAGGACUUCAUGAAGCCCUUCGAGCUGAUCUUGAGCAACGCUUCGCAAGUUGCUGUCAAGGACAUGGUUUUGCGAUGUCUCAUUCAAAUGAUACAGGCACGCGGCGACAUGAUCCGAUCCGGUUGGCGUACUAUGUUCGGUGUGUUCACUGUCGCGGCCCGGGAACCCUACGAAGCCAUUGUUAACCUUGCAUUUGAUAAUGUGACGCAAGUCUACAACGACCGUUUCGGCGUCGUUCUGACACAAGGUGCUUUUGCCGAUCUUGUGGUCUGCUUGACAGAAUUCAGCAAGAACAUGAAGUUCCAGAAGAAGAGCCUGCAGGCGAUCGAGACCCUCAAAGCAUGCGUGCCCAAACUGUUACGUACACCGGAGUGCCCGCUGUCGCAGAACGUGUCUGGUGUGAAGGAUGCGCCCCAGGCAGAAGGCAUACCCAAGCAGCCCAUUCGUCAGACGCAGGAAGAGCAGUAUUGGUUCCCAGUUCUGUUCGCCUUUCACGAUGUCCUCAUGACUGGCGAGGACCUCGAGGUUCGUUCGCGAGCACUAAAUUACCUUUUCGACACGCUUACGAAGUAUGGUGGCACCUUCCCACGCGAUUUCUGGGACACCCUCUGGCGACAAUUGUUAUACCCCAUCUUCAUGGUGUUGAAGGACAGGAAGGCCAUCAACCACGAAGCGUUAAACCAAGAAGAGCUCUCUGUUUGGCUCUCGACUACCUUGAUCCAGGCUCUGAGAAACAUGAUCAGCCUGUUCACCCACUUCUUUGAAAGUCUUGAAUACAUGCUUGAUCGUUUCUUGAACCUCCUGGCUCUGUGCAUUUGUCAGGAGAAUGACACACUGGCCCGCAUCGGCAGCAAUUGCCUACAGCAGCUGAUUCUACAGAAUGUCAAGAAAUUCACACCCGGGCACUGGGAGAAGAUUGUCGGCUCUUUCGAGGAACUGUUCAACAGCACCGAGGCCAAGGAGCUCUUCUCGGCUGCAACGUCAGCAUCAUACAGCAAGGAAGGUUCCUACUCGAACGGUGGUUCGAAGGAUCCAUCCAAUCCAGACAAACAUGCUGUCGCCGAGAACCCUUUGAAGAUCAAUGGAUUGGACGGCGAGGACUCCUCGUUGAACGGCGAUAACAGACACGAAAGCCUACGAGCAGAUUCCAACAGUCUUGCUCUCUCCGACGGUGAUGAGCGUAGUCCGUCGCCAGCGCCUUCUCGGAAACAGUCUGAGCUGGAAGACUUUGCUGCGAUCACACCCAAACAGCAAGCGCCAAUUGUCGUCACGGCCGCUCGACGUCGCUACUUCAACCAGAUCAUCACGAAGUGCGUCCUCCAGCUGCUCAUGAUUGAGACUGUCUCGGAACUCUUCAACAACGACGCAGUAUAUGCCUCGAUUCCGUCUCAUCUGCUCCUACGACUCAUGAAGCUACUGAAGACAUCCUACCACUUCGCUAAACGCUUCAAUGAAGACCGCGGCCUUCGCACCAGGCUCUUCCGGGAAGGCUUCAUGAAGCAACCGCCCAACCUUCUCAAGCAAGAGAGUGGCAGUGCUAGUGUCUACGUGCUCAUCUUGCUUCGGAUGUAUGCCGACUCCAGCGAUUCGCGAGCAGCCUCGAAACCGGAGACUGAAGCAGCCCUCAUUCCACUCUGCAGCGACAUAAUCGCCUCGUACAUCUCUCUCGACGAGGAAACACAGCAACGCAACAUCCAGACAUGGCGACCUGUCGUCAUCGACGUUCUCGAGGGGUACACCGGCUUCGCAGACCCGGAGUUCAACAAGCACGUGCAGACUUUCGCACCACUGGCUGUCGGACUCAUGAACCGCGACAUGGGGCCAGAACUCCAGCGAGCCGUCCAAGGCGUGUGGCAGAGAGUCUGCGAGGUCAAGCUCGGCAUUGAGAAGAACGAUCACACGUCCUUCGUCUCGCCCACUAGUCCAAACGUUAGACCUGGCGUGUUUGGGACACGAAGGGGCAGUAAGCAGAGCUUGCAGCAGGCUUAG